Mercurialis annua (annual mercury) is the source of this 2095-nucleotide messenger RNA. RefSeq names its product pentatricopeptide repeat-containing protein At1g73400, mitochondrial. Bases 331 to 1992 code for a protein of 553 amino acids. Lineage: Eukaryota; Viridiplantae; Streptophyta; Magnoliopsida; Malpighiales; Euphorbiaceae. The record is from RefSeq and is a predicted model, not a curated record. The transcript is spliced from 2 exons. Gene Ontology annotation, molecular function: protein binding.
UUUUUAAGAAGAACCGGUUGCUUUUUACUUGAGUAAUAGAACCAGUUCCGUCAUUGCGGUUACUAAACACAGAGCUUUUUAACCCAAACCAAACAAAGACGACAGUGGGAGUAAACUACAGAGUUCUAAAACGACGACUGGAUUGGCAAACACUUCCUUUUAGGGUUUUAAUUUACCAUCUGUCACUUCCAAUUAACCAUCCAAUGUUUCAAAGCAAUUCUUUUUAGGGUUUAAACGACGACUGAGGUAUGCUAAUGUCUCUUUUGCAAGAUUUAUAUAUCCAACUUUAAAGAAAAAUUAGGUCAAUUGUAAUUCAUAAUACAACAUUAAAUGAUGAGAAGGGCCUGUUCAUUUUUAAUUUCUGCUAAAAGAAAUAAACUUUCUACUUCUUUAUGUAAAAUUACUGUCAGCAGAAACAUGGGUUGUUCUUCAUUUUCACGUACUCAUGAAACCAUAUUUAAAAAUUCACCCAAUUCCGUAAAAUUAUCGCCUUUUAUUGUUACUUCUUGGUCCUUUUGUUCCUUAAUUGCUUUAUCAGAACAAACAGUUGCUAGUAGAGAUAGUAAUGCUGAUAAUGUAUGUGCAAUUGUUACCGAUCGUUCGGUUCAUAUGGAGACGGCCCUUAACGAACUUAAUUUGGAGUUAACUACUGAUUUGGUUGUUGAGAUUCUGCAAAGGCUUCAUUUUGAGGAAAAGAUUGCGUUUAGAUUCUUUAUGUGGGCGGGGCGCCAGCAAAAUUAUACUCAUGAGGGUUGUGCUUAUAAUGAAAUGAUGGACAUUCUUUCGAGUACUAAGUAUAAAGUGAAGCAGUUUCGAAUAGUUUGCGAUAUGCUUGACUAUAUGAAAAGGAAUAACAAGAAUGUUGUUCCUGUUGAGGUUUUGUUGACGAUAUUGAGGAGUUAUACCGAGAGGUAUUUGACCCAUGUUCAGAAAUUUGCUAAGAAGAAGAGGAUUAGAGUGAAGACGCAGCCGGAAAUCAAUGCGUUUAAUUUGCUAUUAGAUGCUUUGUGCAAGUGUUGUCUGGUUGAGGAUGCGGAAGUAUUGUUUAAGAGAGUGAAGAACAAGGUGAAGCCGGACUCUACCACGUUUAAUAUAUUGUUUUUCGGAUGGUGUAGGGUUAAGAACCCAAAAAGAGGAAUGCAGGUUUUGGAGGAAAUGAUUGAACUUGGUCAUACGCCAGAUAAUUUUACGUAUACUACUGCUAUUGACACUUACUGUAAUGCAGGGAUGGUCACCGAGGCGGCUGAAAUUUUUGAGUUUAUGAGGACAAAUGGCUCGACUUUGUCUGCUCCUACUGCAAAAACUUAUGCGAUCAUGAUUGUAGCUCUUGUACAAAAUGAUAGAAUGGACGAGUGCUUUAAGCUGCUAGAGCAUAUGAUAAGCAGUGGUUGCCUCCCUGAUGUUUCAACCUAUAAAGAAUUGAUGGAGGGAAUGUGUUUGGCAGGAAAAAUUGACGAAGCUUAUAGAUUUCUGCAAGAAAUGGGAAACAAAGGUUAUCCGCCUGAUGUUGUUACUUACAACUGUUUUCUUAAAGUUCUUUGUGAAAAUCUGAAGAGUGAUGAAGCACUUAGGCUCUAUGGAAGAAUGAUUGAGGUGGGUUGUUUGCCUAGUGUCCAGACUUACAGUAUGCUAAUUUCCAUGUUUUUUAAGAUGGGUGAUUCUGAUGGGGCAUUUGAGACUUGGCAUGAGAUGUAUAAGAGAGGUUGUGCUCAGGACGUUGAUACAUAUUCCGUGAUGAUUGAUGGGCUUUUUGGUUGUAAUAAAGUAGAGGAUGCAUGCCUCCUCAUAGAAGAUGUUAUAAAUAAGAGAAUGAAAUUGCCUUAUAACAAGUUUGACUCCUUUCUAAUGAAGCUUUCAGAGAUAGGUGAUCUCCAAACCAUCCAUAAACUCUCUGAGAGUAUGAGGAAUUAUUAUAAUCCUUCUAUGGCAAGGCGCUUUGCACUAAAUGAGAAACGUAAGAGUAUGGGCUUUAGACGGCAUAACCAGACAUGACCUAUUUGGAAGUAUCGGGUUAGUCAAGGCAAUGAAUGGUGUGAUUUUUGCAAGAUUUAUAUAUCAAACAAUCCUUUGAGUAUUAGAAACCAUGAACUUGGCG